CUGGAUUCUCAUGGACCAGCAGCAGCUUCAGAGUCUUCCAUCUGAGCAUGCCGUCCUGAUCCAGAAUGAGUGCCCUAACCAACAGCUCAGCUCACACCGACUACUUCCUGGGCGUUGAUGACCUGGACUACGAGAUCCCUCCCAAUGAAAUCCCAGACACCACACAGGGCCAGGCGUUCUUCGUGGCCACCAUUGUCAUUGCCGUGGUCCUGGUGGGCAUCAUGCUGGUGUGCGGGGUGGGAAACUGCCUGUUCAUCGCCAGCCUUGCCCGCUACAAACAGCUGCGUAACCUGACCAACCUGCUGAUCGCUAACCUGGCCGUGUCAGAUGUGCUGGUGGCGGUGGUGUGCUGUCCCUUCCUGCUGGACUACUAUGUGGUGAAGCAGCUGUCGUGGGAUCACGGCCUGUUGCUCUGUGCCGCCAUCAACUACCUGCGAACCGUCUCCCUCUACGUGUCCACCAACGCUCUGCUGGCCAUCGCUGUGGACAGGUUCAUGGCCAUCCUCCACCCUCUGAAGCCUCGUAUGAAGCACCAGACGGCAUACUGUGUGAUCCUGACUGUCUGGAUCGUGCCUGUCUUCAUCUCCAUCCCUGCUGCCUACAUGGCUUCAGAGACCACAUAUCCCCAUGUUGAAGGUCACUCCCAUAAGACCUUCUGCGCCCAGAUCUGGCCAGUGGACCAGCAGGUUUAUUACCGCUCCUACUUCCUCAUCAUCUUUGCGUUGGAAUUUGUGUUUCCUGUUACUGUCAUGGCUGUCUGCUACAUCCGGAUCUCCAGGGAGCUGUGGUUUAAGGACGUUCCAGGUUUCCAAACAGAGCAAAUUCGGAAAAGGCUUCACAGGCGACGCAGGACUGUGGUGGUACUGAUUCUGGUGCUAGUCGCAUAUGUUCUUUGCUGGGCACCGUACUACGGCUUUGCCCUGUUCAGAGACUUCUACCCCACCCUGAUUUCAAGGGACAGGAACUCUCUGGUGGCCUUCUACAUCAUUGAGUGUAUUGCCAUGAGCAAUGGGGUCAUUAACACCCUCUGUUUCGUUAGCGUACGAAACAACACCAAGCGGCUGAAGAAGGAUGGCAAGUUCCCACUGAAACUGGUGACGUUUGUGGCGGCCAAGUCCACAGAUGAAGGGGAGGCACGAACUUCCUCCCUCCGAGUGACGGAAGACAUGGAAGGAGGUCGACUGAGGUAGAAAACAGCCAACACCGUCUCUCAGAAAUUAUGAUCAUUAGUUACUACUAUCAUUAGUAUCAUUAGUAAAUAUGUUUGUAUAAAUCCUAUGUCACCUGCACAUUUUGUUACUACAAAAUAAUUGAUUUUUCACAAUUAAAAUAAUAUCAAAUUGGCAAAUGUUGAUUCAGAAUACAAAGAUUUGUUCCACCAAAUAAAUAACAAUGUCUACUUUUCAUGGUUCAGUUUAGAUGCUGAGCGACUGGGUUGCAACGAGAUACCAGGAGGAUCUGGUUUAAUACAAAGAAAAGUGCAUUUAUUAUUUAAGCUCAACCAGUUUCAUUCUUUUUGGCUUAAACCUUAUCCCAUACAGGUGUAAAUGCAUUGCUGUUUUUAUAUAAAACCAUAAUCUUUUCUUAACCAUAAUCAAUGCAGUUCAAUUGAUUAAACCUAUAAACCUGAAGGUCCUGGAUUUUGGAAACAAAUCCAUCCAUGUGGAAAAGCAGAAAAACUGCUGAUCCAUCACUGACAAACAUUGUUUCCUUGAAACAAAAUUACGACUCUGAUUUCAUUUGUGGUCGAACAUAAUGUGGGCGGCAUUGGGUUUAUAACCAAACAGGACUGGAUUCGUUGUGUAUGAAUGUAUUUCCUGAGAGAUGGAUGAAGUUGGAAAGGCUGUUGCUUUUAAAGCAGCAACAUAAAACAAAUUCCAAUCAGAAGGUGGAGCUCCAGGAUCUGGUUUUCAUCAAAAUUGCCAACAAAACAGAGGUAAUGGUCUCUUGGACCAUUUCAGGGGUUGGAAAGACGUAAAACUGUGCACGAGACUGGAAAAACUCAACAUUUGUUCACAACUCAUGGAGUGAAAAAUUUGAGUCCCAUGAUGCAUUGGUGACAAAACAAUUUAAUUCUGAUCAGAUACUUCAGUUUCAACACAACCAUGUAUGAUCCUGUUUACACUAUGGACUUCAAUGUCUAAAAAUCCACUAAGUUGCUGGUUCAGGAUUAUUUAUAUUUUAAUGAUGAUUCAAUAAAUGUAUUUAUGUUUUGCAUUUUGUUUUACAAGUUAGCUAUUUAUUGUAUAAGUUUGAUAAUAUCAAAACUUAAUCUAUAUUUAAUCUUUAUUUCUUAUUAUCCUAUAAUUUAUCUUUAAAAUCGCAAAAAUAAUUAUAACAGUUACAAAAACUGUAUCUUCCUAGCUGUGUUCAGUAGGGAAAACAAUGGCUUCUAUUUUUAUCACUUCUUUUCUUUAGCCACUUUUACACACAGAUCCUGGAAAAAAGGCGAGAUAGUGAUCCCACCUUUUUUCCACCAUUGACCGAUUUUCACAGCCAAGCUCAAGGAGUGACAGAGGUGAGACAGGCUGGACUUUUACACAGCGGACCUGCGUUCCAGAUUCAAAGAAGUGGUGACGCAGCGCAGGUAUAGUGCACAUAUGGAAACACUGGCAUGGAUUCUGCAGCACUCGCAGAACGUGGCAUCCCUGGCACAAACCUGGGCAGCUGCUGCCGAAUCCAUAUCAGUGCCUCCAUAUGUGCCCGCUGUCUCGCAGGCGUGGGGGUCACUGUCAUCAAAACAUCACACCUUGGUUGUGGAACGAGGGGUGUUCCUUUUACAUAACAUUCCGGAAUCAUGAUUCCGCCUUUAUCAU
Messenger RNA from Sphaeramia orbicularis (orbiculate cardinalfish), 2816 nucleotides. RefSeq names its product prokineticin receptor 1a (gene prokr1a). Gene Ontology annotation, biological process: neuropeptide signaling pathway. Gene Ontology annotation, molecular function: neuropeptide receptor activity. Gene Ontology annotation, cellular component: plasma membrane. Lineage: Eukaryota; Metazoa; Chordata; Actinopteri; Kurtiformes; Apogonidae. The coding region runs from base 66 to 1190 and encodes 374 amino acids. The record is from RefSeq and is a predicted model, not a curated record. The transcript is spliced from 3 exons.